This is a messenger RNA of Esox lucius (northern pike), 573 nucleotides long. Its product is annotated as cytochrome c oxidase subunit 6A, mitochondrial. Gene Ontology annotation, cellular component: mitochondrial inner membrane. Bases 109 to 417 code for a protein of 102 amino acids. Lineage: Eukaryota; Metazoa; Chordata; Actinopteri; Esociformes; Esocidae. Gene Ontology annotation, molecular function: enzyme regulator activity. The record is from RefSeq and is a predicted model, not a curated record. The transcript has 4 exons. Gene Ontology annotation, biological process: mitochondrial electron transport, cytochrome c to oxygen.
GGGAGGAGUCUCACAGUUGAGUCCAGAAGAGGCUGGAGGACAAACAAAUAUUAAGGUGCAGAAAGAGAAAGUUAGAGAGGCAAAGGACAGAACAACAAAAUUAAAGAAAUGGCGUCUCCUGCUUCGAUGGUGGCUCGCAGGGCAUUGGCUGCUGCAUCACAUGCAGGCCAUGAUGGAGGAUCCGUUAGGACCUGGAAGAUUCUAACAUUCGUGUUGGCUCUACCUGGUGUGGGUGUCUGCAUGGCCAACGCCUAUCUGAAGAUGCAACACCAUCCCCAUGAAAACCCUGAGUUUGUGCCCUACCCACACCUGCGUAUCCGCACCAAGAAAUGGCCUUGGGGCGAUGGAAACCACUCUCUCUUCCACAACCCUCACACCAAUCCUCUUCCUGAUGGUUAUGAGGGCCCCCACCACUAAGACCUCCUGAGUUUUUAUGAAGAUCUUCAACCUUUCCACUGACAGCUUCAUACUCUAAUUUGUAAUGAGCCUGGCAUAUCGCUACUGACCCAGGGGCCAAUUAGUAACACCACUGUGGUGCACCCUGUCAGGAAUAAAUGUACCACUUCUACUGUA